Messenger RNA from Anopheles darlingi, 1365 nucleotides. RefSeq names its product gustatory receptor for sugar taste 64b-like. The record is from RefSeq and is a predicted model, not a curated record. Gene Ontology annotation, cellular component: membrane. NCBI's taxonomy places the organism in Eukaryota, Metazoa, Arthropoda, Insecta, Diptera, Culicidae. The transcript is spliced from 4 exons. Bases 1 to 1365 code for a protein of 454 amino acids. Gene Ontology annotation, molecular function: sweet taste receptor activity. Gene Ontology annotation, biological process: detection of chemical stimulus involved in sensory perception of taste; sensory perception of sweet taste.
AUGAGUGCGCGAACGGAAGUGACACCCAUCAAGCGGUUAACGACGACGGAGAGGGGGGGCUCGACGACAUCUACUGCCGUGGUGGUCCUGGAUGGACCGGGCAUCAUUGGGCACCAACAAGGACCGCUUAACAGGACCGCCAGUCGUGUGAUGGAGUGCAGCACUCAUGAGGCACUUUGGCCGGUCAUUUGCGUUGGCCAAAUCUUCUCGCUGAUGCCCAUUAUACGGUACACCGGACCGGAUCCGCGUGAUGUAACGUUCCGCGUCCGGUCGGUGCGUUUCUGGUACGCCCUGCUUACGCUUCUCCUGCUGCUCACGUUUCUCGCCAUGCUAACCAUCUACACGGCUAAUGGUAGUGGAUCAUUUGGCAUGUCCGCCGCUUCCGCCAUCGUGUACUACGCCAUCAUCGUAUUCUUUAUGCUGGAGUUAAUGAUGCUGGCCCGGAACUGGAGCACCAUCAUGAGCCGAUGGUAUGAGGAUGAGUUGGUGUUCCGAAGUGCACCCUAUCUGCCACCGGCCGGUGCGUUACCGCUUAACCGAAAGAUCCCGUUGAUCGCCUUCGGCAUCAUCGCGUUGGCCUUUCUCGAGGAUACGCUAAACUUCGUAUCGGUGUAUCAGCUGAACGCGCUGCACAUCCGCUAUUGUGACCACCGGGACGGGUUCUGGAAGAAUUUCUUUCACCGGGAGCAUCCAUACGUGCUGGCGGCGAUCCAUGGCUAUCAUCCGGUCGUCGGUUGGACGAUCGAGCUAACGAUGCGUGUGGGCAAGUUCACCUGGCACUACGUGGACGUGUUCAUCAUUUGUCUGGCCGUGUGCCUGCAGCGUCGUUACGUUCAGUACAACGAACGGCUCGAGCGGCUCGGUGGCCAACCACAACCGACCGGUGUUUGGCGCGAGUUACGGUUGCACUUUGUGCGGUUGACCGAACUGGUGCGCUUCCUGGAUGGACGCUUCUCACGCCUCAUACUGGCCUCCUGUGCGAAUAACAUGUUCUUCAUUACGGUCCAGCUUUUUAACAGCUUCGAUCUUAAGCCAACGACCACGACGACGGUCUACUUCUGGUACUCGCUCGUCUUCCUGAUGGGCCGAUGCUUCCUGAUGCUCUUCAUCGUGUCUUCGGUGAGCGUGGCGGCCAGUGCGCCCCUCGAGUCACUGCGCCACUUCCCCAGCUCCAACUGGAAUCUUGACUUAAAGCGGCUUUGCGAUGCAGCGGCUUGUUCCGAUAACGCCCUAUCCGGUCAGCGUUUUUUCUUCAUUCGGCGGCCCCUGAUACUAGCGAUGGCGGGCACUAUCAUCACCUACGAGCUGGUGCUGCUCGAUCAGGUCAAGAAGGUACCGGACAAUACGCGGGACUGUACCUUCUAA